Chironomus riparius is the source of this 806-nucleotide messenger RNA. The record is from the annotation of a GenBank genome assembly. NCBI's taxonomy places the organism in Eukaryota, Metazoa, Arthropoda, Insecta, Diptera, Chironomidae.
AGUAUUUUCACAUCAAGCCUAAAGUGAGCAUGGAAAAGUGGGAAGGAAAAACAGCGAUCGUCACAGGCGCAUCAUCUGGAAUUGGUGAUGCAAUUGUGCGUGAUUUAGUGAAACAUGGAAUAAAUGUUGUUGCUUUGGCUCGUCGAAUGGUUAGAUUACAAAAAUUGAGGGAUCAACUUAGAAAUGAGAAGGGAAAAGUCAUUACAAUAAAAUGUGACGUGUCUGAUAAAGAAUCAAUUGAUGCAGCAUUUGAAGAAAUUGAAGAAAGAGUUGGAAGAGUUCAUAUUUUAGUAAAUAAUGCUGGCAUUUGUGUCUCGAGUGAAAUAUUCAGUAAUAAUAGGAAAUCAGAUGAAGUCAUAGUCAGCACCAUCAACACAAAUUUCCUUGGAUUGGUCAGGGUUUCACAAAAAGCUUAUAAAUUGCUGAAAAAGACAGAUGACUAUGGAAUAAUUAUAAACAUUGGAAGUAUUGCUGGACAUAAUGCUUCAUUUGAUUUUCCAUUUAAUGUUUAUCCUGGAACAAAAUUUGCCGUCCGAGCUUUUACUGAGUCAAUGCGUCAAGAGCUUAACAAACUUAAAGAUACGAAAAUUCGCGUCUGUGAAAUAAGUCCCGGUGGUGUUCUCACAGAAAUUGGUGGUGACUCCCUCAAUACACCAGAAAUGAAGGCAAUGCUUGAAAGUGGAAUGUUUCCAAUGCUCAAAAGUUCUGAUAUUUCACAGACAGUUCUGUUCAUGCUGAUGACACCAUAUGAAGUUAAUAUUACUGAAAUGAUUGUCAAGCCGGUUGGAUUUAAUUUUAAAAAAUAA